CUCUCUCAUCAUCACCACCAUCAUCAAAAGCUAACAAAAACCAGAAAACGAAUACUCAAAGCCAAACAAAACGAAUACCUUCUCUCGCUUUCUCAAAGAAAUAAGAGAAUUAGUGAAAGUGUAAAACAAUUGGAGGAAUUGCACCUAUGGAGCUAGCUAAUUGGAGUUCAAACGCGAGCCAUGGAGGAAAUCGGAAGGGUUCAUAAGAAACGCAGAAGGUUAAACGACGACGAAGAGGCUGAAUAUAAUAAAGUAACUUCUUCAACGACCUCAACUACUUCGUAUAUCCAGUUGAGAAGUCAGAGAAUUUUGGUAUAUCACAAUCGUCGCGACGGAAAUCGGUGCUUGAGCGCUAAUUUGGACCACGAUGGUAAAGUGUCAUGCUGUUCAAGCAAUAUAGGAUCGAGCGAUAAGAGGAUUAUCGAAUUGCCAGAUCUGAAGGUGAAUUUGCAGGACGGGAGUAUUGAAGUUGAAACAUCCUCGCAUUUCAGCUGCAGCGAAAGUAUGAGAGAAACGACGCCGUUAAGUGAUCUCCGAGCUGAACCAGAAGACUCGGAUUCAACUUCGAGGUCAUUGGAGACGAACUCUAGCCCUAGAUCAACGGUGGAGAAAAUGCCAACCGAAGUUGAACUCGAAGAAUUCUUUGCCCCUGCCGAGAAAAAACUUAAAAAACAGUUUGCAGAAAAGUAUAACUACGAUGUUGUCAAAGAUGAACCGUUGGAAGGACGUUUCGAGUGGGUUCGACUAAAGCCAUGAAUAAAAGGCCAAACAAUCGAAGAAAUUUUAGGUUAUCUUUUUAGACAUUUCUAGGGGGUUUCUUUCUUCUGUGUAUAGAAUGACGAAGAAGUAAAAAGAAAAGAAGAAAA
Molecule: messenger RNA, 866 nt
Organism: Hibiscus syriacus
Lineage: Eukaryota; Viridiplantae; Streptophyta; Magnoliopsida; Malvales; Malvaceae
Product: cyclin-dependent kinase inhibitor 7-like
Exons: 4
Coding region: 181-756 (191 amino acids)
Biological process (GO): negative regulation of cyclin-dependent protein serine/threonine kinase activity
Cellular component (GO): nucleus
Molecular function (GO): cyclin-dependent protein serine/threonine kinase inhibitor activity
Source: RefSeq, a predicted model, not a curated record